AUGCGUGUCAUGUUGCAAAAUGAUCAAUGUGGAGACAUAUUCUCUAAACAACUCAUUGAUAUUGGUAAUGGCAAAUUUCCUAUAGAUGUGCUGACUGGCUGCAUCACAUUUCCUGACAGUUUUUAUGACAUUCCUGGCGAAAUGAGGACAUAUAAAUCAAUUGAUACGGCAACUAAUGAAGAUAAUGUCGUGAACUAUCCAGCGGAAUUUUUAAACUCACUUGAUUUGCCUGGAUUGCCGCCUCACAAUCUUCAAGUUGGAUCUGUUGUUAUAAUGUUGCAAAAUAUUAACCAACCGCAACUUUGUAACGGCACACGAUUACCAAUAAAAAAUUACUGA
Molecule: messenger RNA, 339 nt
Organism: Parnassius mnemosyne (clouded apollo)
Lineage: Eukaryota; Metazoa; Arthropoda; Insecta; Lepidoptera; Papilionidae
Source: the annotation of a GenBank genome assembly